Molecule: messenger RNA, 1200 nt
Organism: Protopolystoma xenopodis
Lineage: Eukaryota; Metazoa; Platyhelminthes; Monogenea; Polystomatidea; Polystomatidae
Source: the annotation of a GenBank genome assembly
AUGUCAAAUGCAGCUUUGCCUGAGGUGUGUGGAAAUGCGCAUUGUCUCCCCAACCCAUCGGCACUAGUGGCAGUGUGGCGCAGCGGCGGGUGUGUCAAGAGUAUAUUUUGUACUGACGCGAUCCAGGUUGGGGUCCCGCAGGUGUACGAGAAGCAGGUGUGUCAGAUCCACGGCAACAUUGUGCGCAUGGACUCGGGCGUGCAGAAACUGAUCGAGGCGCAGGCCAGCGUCGAUCUGCUGCGCAUCGAGUUGGCGGGAAAAGAGGUGGAGCUGCAGGUGGCGUCGGGCGCGGCCGAGCGUGUCUUGGUGAAUGUGAUGCAGCAGACGCAGGCGGCGGCCAAAGUGAAAAACCGCGUGGAAGAGGUGAAGAAUCGGUGCCAGACGUUUGUGUCGCAGUUGAAUCAGGACAAGGCGCAAGCGCAGAAGCAGUUGGAGGCGGCAAAACCGGCUCUGCAAGAGGCCGAGGACGCGCUGAACACCAUCCGACCCGUCGACAUCGCCACGGUCCGCAAGCUCAGCAAGCCGCCAUUCCUCAUCAUGCGCAUCAUGGACUGCGUCCUGCUGCUCUUCUACCGCGCCAUUGACCCCGUCCGGCGCCAUGCCGACAGACCCACCUUCCAGCCGUCCUGGUCCGAGUCGCUCAAGUUCAUGGCGCAGCCCGGCUUCCUCAGCAGCCUCCUCAACUACCCGCGCUACAUGCUCAACGAAGAGAUCGCCGACCUCUGCGAGCCCUACAUGGACACGGCCGAGUACACGCUGGCCAUGGCCAAGAAGGUGUGCGGCAACGUGGCCGGUCUGCUCGCUUGGACGCUGGCCAUGAUCAAGUUCUACUGGGUCAACCGGGUCGUGAUUCCGCUUCAGGACAACCUGGCCGCGCAAGAGCAGAAGUUGCACAAGGCGCUCUCCGACUUGGGCGCCGCCGAGGAGAUGCUGGCCGAGAAGAAGGCCAUCCUCGACAAUGCUCAGGCCAGUCUCACCCAAUUGCCGUUUGUGUUGGCACUCUAUUCACUACACUACACUACACUACACUACACUACACUACACUACAAUCUGCUCUACUCUUCUCUACUCUACACUACUCUAAUCCACUUUACUCGGCUGACACACUCUAGCAUACACUAUACGCUGACAGAUUACACUCUUCUUUACUCUAUUCCACUGCAUGCGUCGAGCAAAUUGCUCGCUUUCGGUUUCUGGUAA